Molecule: messenger RNA, 885 nt
Organism: Symbiodinium sp. CCMP2456
Lineage: Eukaryota; Dinophyceae; Suessiales; Symbiodiniaceae
Source: the annotation of a GenBank genome assembly
AUGGCGGUGUCCGAGGAAGACGAUCUUCCUCCUCCGCUUGAGGCCACCCGCAGGCGAACUCCAGCCGCUAACGCCGAGAAGGAGAAGUUUGAUGGAGAGUUGGAGGACCUGCAAGAGAAGAACGAGGUGGCCGAAGCCUUGAUGCAAAAGGCACUGGCUGCCCGGGAGCAGAAGAAGAAGGACACCGAGGAGGCCCGGAAGAAGGUGGACCAGGGCUUUGGAGGGGGGCUCAAGAAGGGCUUCCUGGGCGGCACCAAGGCUCCAAAGAAGAAAGUUGAAAAGACGGAGGCCAUCCAGGAGAUCUCCACCAAGAGCGACAACAAGAAGAGCACCAGCGAGGAAGUGCCCUUCAUCACAGGCGCAGGAUCUGCCCAGGAAGCCAAACGGAUGAGCCUGCAAAUGCCGGAGGUGCAGCAGGCUGUGCAGGGCAUGUCCCGGUUGAAGGAGGACCAGUCCUGGAUCACUCCGCAGCUCAUGGCGGCUAUGCAGUCCCGUCCAGACCUUCUGAAGGCGCUGUCGGAUCCAAAGAUCCAGCAGGCGAUGGCCCUGAUGCAGACUGCCCCCGAUGAGGCAAAGCGCAGGUAUGCGAAUGACCCGGAAGUCACAGCGUUCAUGCAGGACUUCAGCGCGCUCAUGGCCACUCAUUUCGACGUUCUGAGCAAGGAGGCUCCGAAUCCUGGCAAGCCGCAAGCUGGCUAUACAAAAGCGCCAUCCCCACCUGCAAAGGCGAGCCCAGCACAGCAGGCUUCGCCCCUGGAUGAUCCAAAGGUUGCAAAGGCCUUCCAGGACAAUUUGGUGUGCAGCAUGCAGGGGACACCAUGGGUUGCCCGGAUCUUUGUCGGCCUUCGGCAGGCAUUCGAGAGCCUUUCUUUCACCACUUCGUGA